Spodoptera exigua (beet armyworm) is the source of this 1020-nucleotide messenger RNA. The record is from the annotation of a GenBank genome assembly. Lineage: Eukaryota; Metazoa; Arthropoda; Insecta; Lepidoptera; Noctuidae.
UUCUUAUUUUUCAUGUACAGAGUUCUAAAACUUCAAUUUGCAUUUAAUCCUAUUCAUCAUAAGUCCAACUAUAUCUUCAUUGUUGAAUACUAUAUGUACCUACUACUAAUUCUAGUAGUAUAUUGAUGAGCCCACGGUAUUUUUACGUCGAGAUCGUGUAAGUGACGCUCGUCCCUACUUAAUUGCGUAAUGUUGUUUUAAAUGAAUAAUAAGUGAAUUAAUGACUGACUUAAUACUAAUACGAAGGUGCGGCGUGGACCGGAGCCGGGUGUCGUUACGGAGGGCCAUUGAAGAGGCAGCUGAGCGUGUGUUCGGGUCGGCGGGCGCGGGCUCGUUGGAGGCGGACGUGGUGGCGUGCGGCGGCGGGCGCGGCCUGCUGAGGGUGAGCGCGCGGCGCCUGGCGCGGCUGCGGGCGGCACUGUCGCUGGCCGGCGCCGAGUUGCGCUCGGUUGGGCUCUCUCCUGUGCCACAAUCUCUGCUGUAGACCAGAUCUCCAGUGAAUACUCAAAAUGUCGACUCGCUCAGUACUUUCAUCUGGCCUGGAUGGCAAAGAUGUGGUGAUUGUUGCGAGCCGAGAAGAGUUGGCUACUCCCAGUAAAGUGAGCCUGCCUGAGCCGGAGCCUACGCCUGGCCUCAUUCUUGCAGAUGGUUCAAUCAAUUGGGGCUGUCCAUGUCUUGGCGGCAUGGCCACAGGCCCCUGCGGCUCACAGUUCAGAGAAGCCUUUUCCUGCUUCCAUUACAGCGAUGCGGACCCUAAGGGCAGCGACUGUUACGAGAAGUUCAGUGUGAUGCAGGAGUGCAUGUCCCACUACCCCGAGCUGUACGGGAAGGACGACGAUGACGAGCUGGCCGCCGCUAUGGACUCUGCCAGCGCCCCCGACGCUCCCUCUGCCGAGGACAAGCCCCAGCAGGCCGCGGUCGGGGCCGCAGGUGACGCGCGCUAGCUGUGUAUUGGAACACUCACUUACCCGCUAAUAUUAUUUUACUAUUGUUAAUAAAGGAGUAGAUUAGGUUUACAAA